Anopheles nili is the source of this 1991-nucleotide messenger RNA. RefSeq names its product sodium-coupled monocarboxylate transporter 1-like. The coding region runs from base 1 to 1917 and encodes 638 amino acids. The record is from RefSeq and is a predicted model, not a curated record. Gene Ontology annotation, molecular function: symporter activity. Gene Ontology annotation, cellular component: membrane. The transcript has 6 exons. NCBI's taxonomy places the organism in Eukaryota, Metazoa, Arthropoda, Insecta, Diptera, Culicidae. Gene Ontology annotation, biological process: transmembrane transport; sodium ion transport.
AUGUCGAGUGAUUGGCUGUCGAACGAUGGUAGCGGAGAGGAUUACUCGAACGAUGAAACAUUUCCCAAUUCGGAAAAUGCAUCUGGGCAGACCAUCGAUUCGAUCAACAGGGCGCUGCAACGGUUCGAUUGGCCCGACUAUGUUGUGUUCGUGCUGAUGCUACUCAUCUGCAUUAUGAUUGGGAUCUUCUUUGGCUACAAGGACCAUCAGAAGCACAAACACCGACGAAAGCAGGCACGCCGGGAUUCGGAAGCAUUGGAUUAUCUGGUAGGCGGGCGGAAGAUGCAAAUUUUCCCAGUGUCAGUUUCGUUGGUGGCGAGUUGGAUUUCGGGCAUAUCCUUGCUUGGUACAUCCACCGAGAUUUACGUAUACGGGACGCAGUUCUGUUACAUAGUGAUCGCGGUGAUCUUGAUGGGUUUCGCUUUGCAUCACAUUUUUUUGCCAGUAUUCCACGAGCUACAGAUAACGUCUGCCUAUGAGUAUCUCCAGCGACGAUUCGAUCAUCGUAUGAGACUCUUUGGUUCGAUACUUUUUACAGUGGCUUGUCUUUUGUGGAUGCCUAUCGUCAUUUAUGUACCAGCACUGGCUUUCAAUCAAGUUACUGGCUUAAGUAUUCACAUCGUAACGCCCAUCGUUUGCAUUAUUUGUGUGUUUUACACCAGCAUUGGUGGAUUGAAAGCGGUCGUGUGGACGGAUGUCAUCCAAUCCGGCGUAACCCUGCUGGCUUUGUUAGCUGUUCUGAUCAGGGGUACCUACGCCGUUGGCGGUCCCAGAGAGGUGCUAGAGCGUAACAUAGCCGGUGAUCGGUUGGAGGCACCAAACUUUGAUCCCGACCCAACCCUACGUCACUCAAUAUGGAUUAUAUUAAUCGGAGCCCCUGUUUGGUUCUGCUACGGCGUAUCCUGUAGCCAGGAUAUGAUCCAGCGAUUUCUAGCGCUUCCUACGCUGCAGGAUGCGCGCAAAGCCCUGAGAGGUUUUAUUAUCGGAUGGAUUGUGGUGAAUGUGAUCUUCUUCCUCAUUGGAAUGCUGGUGUACGCAACGUACUAUCGGUGCGAUCCGCUCACAACGCAGCUGGCCAGAGCAAAGGAUCAGCUGCUGCCACUGUUCGUGAUGGAAACGUUUGCGGCCUACCCCGGCAUGACGGGAGUCUUCGUGGCGGGCAUCUUCAGUGCCGCGCUAAGUUCCUUAUCUUCCGCGUUGAACGCACUAUCCGCGAUUACGUUAGAGGACUUCUGUAAACCGUACUGCAAGAAGCCGCUAACAGAGAAACAAAUUCACUACAUCAUGCGCGGGUCGGUGCUGGUGUACGGUGCCUUGUCGGUUCUGCUGUCUAUACUGGUGGAGCAUCUUGGCACCGUGAUGCAGCUAACAAUGACACUUAGCUCCGCUUCGGGUGCUCCCCUGUUUGGGCUCUUUGUAAUGGGGAUUUUGAUGCCCUGGGUUAAUAGCACGGGAGCGUUGUACGGAGGCAUCACUGGACUCCUGGUGAUGCUGUUCAUGUGCUACAAGGCGCAAUACUUGAUCGCGUCUGGAAGCAGAACGUUCGAUACGAAGCCCACAUCGGUCGAGGAUUGCCCGUACGAGUUUGCGUUCAACGCGACAGCCGGACAGGUGACGAGCGAGACAGAACUGGAGCAGGUGGAAAAAUCAAUCUAUCACAUGUCGUACAUGUACUUCACGCUGUUUGGCACGAGCGUGACGUGCCUGACGGGGACGGUAAUAAGUUUGCUCGCGAAGUUGGCUGGCGGUGAACAGCAGCGGCCCAUCGAUCCAAAGCUUUUGGCACCGUGCAUUAGAAAGAUGAAGCCAAAGGAAAUGGGCCUGUCGUUCAGAGCCGUACCGACAGAUGGGAAACAGGCUGCCUUAGAGGAGGAGGAUACCAUGAGGCCAAAGGAGCCCGGGUCUAAUGACGAUUGAUGUUUGCAUGAGUGAUUACCCUCGGAGUAGUGCGUGGACAUUAGAUUAUAACUGGAUUGCUAGUGGUAAGAUAU